Ahaetulla prasina is the source of this 1960-nucleotide messenger RNA. RefSeq names its product cytochrome P450 2J5-like. Gene Ontology annotation, cellular component: intracellular membrane-bounded organelle; cytoplasm. Gene Ontology annotation, molecular function: iron ion binding; oxidoreductase activity, acting on paired donors, with incorporation or reduction of molecular oxygen, reduced flavin or flavoprotein as one donor, and incorporation of one atom of oxygen; heme binding. The record is from RefSeq and is a predicted model, not a curated record. NCBI's taxonomy places the organism in Eukaryota, Metazoa, Chordata, Lepidosauria, Squamata, Colubridae. The transcript is spliced from 9 exons. Gene Ontology annotation, biological process: xenobiotic metabolic process; arachidonate metabolic process. Bases 187 to 1665 code for a protein of 492 amino acids.
AUUAAGGUGAUAAUAACUUGUGCAUAAAGUACCUUCACUAAUUAAACAGAGCCUCAAAAGACAUGAUGUUCCCUUCCCAUCAACGGCGUUUGUAACACAGGAAAAAAAGCAGAAAGCAUCAGAUAAAAGCAGACAACUAGCUCCAGGUCAACCACAAAGGCUCAGAGAGAAAGAACUAGCAGGACAAUGAUGGCAAUAGGGGCAAUUUUGUUUGCUUUGCUGCUCGCUCUGCUGUUUGUGUCCUUCCUGAAGCAACUCUGGUCCCGAAGACAUUUGCCGCCUGGUCAUUUGGCUCUACCUCUCAUUGGGACCACAUGGAUAGAUGGGGUUUGGCUUCGUAAAGAUUAUUUCCAGAAGCCUGAAAAACGAUAUGGAAAUAUAUGCUCCAUAUGGGUUGGAUCUCACCUUCUAGUAGUGCUGUCUGGAUUCAAAACUGUAAAAGAAGCAAUGACCAGCUUCCCAGAAGAAUUCUCGCCUCGCAUGGAAGAUGCAUUCUUGACUGCUAUAGGGAAAGGAAAGGGAAUUCUUCUUUCCAAUGGCCACACCUGGAAAGAGCAGCGACACUUCAUCAUCACUACUCUGAGGAAGCUGGGCCUGGGGAAGAAAAGCUUUGAGCAUCAAUUAGAAGACCGAGCUCAAGCGCUGGUGGAGAUGUUUAGACAAACAAAAGGAGAGCCGUUUGAUCCUUCAUUUCCAGUCCUAAAUGCAAUUUCUAACGUCAUAUUUGCUUUGAGUUUUGGAGGCCAGCUUGCUCCUGAAGAUGAAAACUUUAAGAAGUUAGUGCAAGCCAUACACGUCAUUGUGGAUGUCACUGGUGACACUUAUCAUCUGUUGUACAGUUUGGUGCCACAAAUACUGAAGUACCUCCCAGGUCCUCACCAGAAGGCCUUGGCUGCCAUAGAAACAAUUAUUUCCUUUGUAGAGCAAGAAAUAGAGAAACACAAGGAAACCAGCUCCAGUCAUGAGCCACAGGAUUUCAUUGAUCACUAUCUUCUUCAGAUAGAGAAGAGCAAGAACGAUCCCAACUCUACCUAUGAGGAAGAGAACCUGGCUCACUGUAUUUUAGAUUUUUUUGUUGCUGGAAUAGACACAUCUUUUGCCACUCUGACGUGGAAUCUGCUCCUCUUGUCCACUCAUCUCCACAUCCAAGAGAAAGUCCAAAAGGAGAUUGAAGACGUGUUUGGCCUCUCGGGGUCAAUUUCCUAUCAGGAUCGGAAGAAGCUGCCCUAUACCAAUGCUGUCAUUCAUGAAAUGCAGCGUGUAAAAUAUGUCAUGCUAUUUGGGGCACCCAGGCAAAGUGCAAAGGAUGUGAAGUUCAGGGGCUACCUUAUUCCAAAGGGAAGCAUUAUUAUCGCAGACAUGCGUUCUGUUCUCUUUGAUCCUGAACUAUGGGAGACACCUGAAGAAUUCAACCCAAAUCACUUUUUAGAUAAGGAUGGGAAAUUCCUUGAUCGGAAAGAGUUUCUGCCCUUUGGAAUGGGUGAACGUGUCUGUGUGGGACAGCAGCUGGCAAGAACUGAGAUCUUCAUCUUUCUGACCAGCCUGUUGAGGGCCUUCAGCUUCCGGUUGCCUGAAGGAGUGAAAGAACUCAAUGAAGAACCUAUUGUAAAAGUGACAAUGCACCCACGGCCUUACAAACUGUGUGCUAUUCCCAAACAGGUUUAAAUAUAUUAAAAAACACCAUAAAAAGCAUAAAAUUAAUUCACUAUAGUAUAUGUUUACUUUUGCUAUCUUGUAUUAUUAUUAUUAUUAUCCUGUAAUAAUGAGCUACUCUACACAUUGUUUUGCUUCCUUUUAUUCUGCAUCGUAACUUUUUCAAGCUAUUGCUGGGUUCACACAACGUACUGAACCAGGUCAAUGAAAGACCAGGAGGUUGUGUAUGGAAAAAAAAAUGUGCUAAGUAGGUUUGGUGUGUUUUCCCUUUGUCUCCUUUGGGUGAGAAUAAAGUCAUAUCACUUUC